UUGCAAGAUGGCGAGCGAAGUGGAAGCGAAAGGUGAGAGGUCUAAAGAUGAUUUCAUUCCUCUUAGAACAAUUACGAAACGAAAUACAACGGGACAGGAAGACAACUUUAUGAAAUCAUACUACGAGGAGGUUGAAAAUAUAACGCAGCUUUCUGAGGAAAAAAUCGAUGAAAUAAGGUGGCAAAAUGGGAUUGAGAUCCAAGGUGAUAAUUGCCCGAAGCCUAUAACAAGUUUUCGCGAUUUAAAUUUACCUCCCGAACUGCAGCAAUACUUGCAGAAUAAUGGCUACAUCAGCCCUACUGCAAUUCAGAUGCAGGCUCUCAGAUGUGUUAUGAGUGGGAGAGACCUCAUUGGUUUGGCAGAGACUGGUUCUGGUAAAACUUUGGCUUAUUCCUUGCCGUUGUGUAUGUUUUUGAAAACAAGACAGCCAUGUUUGCCUGGAGAAGGACCUGUGGCACUUCUUUUGACCCCCACCAGGGAACUGAUGCGACAAGUGUCUGAUCAUAUUUCAGAAUUAUUGUAUUGUAUCACAGCAAGGACAACAGCAACAGUUUUACCAAACAAUAACCAUGGCAAUGCCACUGAAAACACCAAUUCACUGCAUUUGAAUAACUCAAACACAACAAGUACCUCUUAUUUGAGUGAUUCUUUACCUUACAGCAUGUUAAACACAGGGUCACUAGGAAUGCCGAGUUAUCAUAGGGUAUCAAGUGAUUUAGCAUCUUUCCCUUACUCAUCCCCGGUAGGUACACCAAUUAGCAUAAGAUACAAGUCAGUUGGGAUUUGUGGUGGUGUACCAGUUUCAGUUCAGGCACAGGAAAUAGGGAGUGGAGUUGAUGUUGUCAUAGCAACUCCUGGUUGGCUUCUCGACUUGUAUGAACGUGGCCUGGUAAGUUUGGACAAAGUGUCAUAUUUAGUGAUGGAUGAAGCAGAUAAGAUGCUUGGGAUGGGAUUGGAAGAACAGUUGAGGAAGGUUGUUGGACUUGCCACUGGGACUGUGAAGGCAAGACAAACAUUGCUAUGGACUGCUACCAUGCCAGAUUCUUUAGAAAGAUUGGCAAGAUCUGCUGUGUUGGAUCCUAUUACAAUUCAAGUGGGACCUGUUGGGCUGAUAUCACCUACUAUUCAACAAAACGUCAUGUUUCUUUAUCAUUAUGAAAAACCAGAAAAAUUACUCCAAGUUCUCCAAAGUACACCCAGUCCCCCUGUCAUUGUAUUUACAUCAUCCAUCCAAAAUGUAGAUUAUGUCACUGAGUUACUUAAGAAGGAACAGUUCCAUGCAUCUGGCCUGCACUCGGAAAAACCACAAGAUUACCGAUUUACAUUGGUGAGGGCAUUUCGUGAUGGCAAAGUAGAUGUGCUAGUGGCAACAGAUGUUGGGUCAAGGGGUCUUGAUUUUCCUGAAGUAACACACAUAAUAAACUAUGAUCUACCUGACAGCAUUGAAGAUUAUGUUCACCGCUGUGGUCGCACAGGAAGGAUGGGGCAUUUUGGUGUUGCAACGUCUUUCUUAACACUUGAUUGUAAAAUAGCUGAGCAACUCAAAGAAAUGUUAGAAGUAAUGGAUCAAGUUGUACCCAAUGAGCUUGAAAACACAAAACAAUUUGGCAAAAAAAUUAUAAAGACAGAGUUUGGCGAUAGAGUUGUAGAUUUUUGAUAAGGUAUUAUAUGGUACAAUGGAACUAUUGAUUACAGAAGGGAGUUUGAAUGCUCCCAAAUUUGUGCAAUUAUAGAAUCAUUGAACAAACAAUGCCAAUAAAUGUCGCUGUCAUCCAUAA
Messenger RNA from Stylophora pistillata, 1778 nucleotides. RefSeq names its product putative ATP-dependent RNA helicase DDX41. The record is from RefSeq and is a predicted model, not a curated record. Gene Ontology annotation, molecular function: nucleic acid binding; RNA helicase activity; ATP binding. NCBI's taxonomy places the organism in Eukaryota, Metazoa, Cnidaria, Anthozoa, Scleractinia, Pocilloporidae.